Molecule: messenger RNA, 456 nt
Organism: Epithele typhae
Lineage: Eukaryota; Fungi; Basidiomycota; Agaricomycetes; Polyporales; Epitheliaceae
Exons: 3
Coding region: 1-456 (151 amino acids)
Cellular component (GO): mitochondrion
Molecular function (GO): structural constituent of ribosome
Source: RefSeq, a predicted model, not a curated record
AUGGCACGCAAGUGGAGAAAUAUCCCCCCGCCUUCUCGUCUGUCCCAAAUCUUGGCGCACCUCAAGCAGGAGCCGCGUCCGGUGCUCACGAACCUGAAGAGCCUCCACCUCACGUAUGCGUCCCGGAACAACCACUUCGGUGCACGACAUUUUGUGAAGGACGACCUUCCGCGGAUACGCCACGCGAACCCCUCCCUGGACAUCAAGGUGGACAGGCUGCCCGUGACGAAGGAGGACACCCUGGAGCCAAAAAUGGUCGUAGAGCUCGAGAACGGCACCACGCACACCGUGAACAUGGAGGGCAAGUGGUCGAAUACCAUAUUCAGCGAGCUCAUGGACGUCGCCGCCGGGCCUUGGUGGCAGCAGUGGAAGGCCGAGAACCCCAAUGCGCCGCCGACGCCUAUGUCGGUGCCACGGCCGCAAAAGAAGACGGGGGCCGCGGCCGUGCUGCCAUGA